AUGGAGCACUACUCAGAUCAGGGCUGUGAUUGCGCUGAGCUGCUUGACUGGCUGUUUGAUCAAAACGAUGGGAUCCUCCGUCACGAGGAAGCGGCACACCGUGGCAGCCUCCAUAACUACCUAGUUCAGGACCCAAAUGUGCGUCUGAAUCCGCCCAACCAGGCAGACAAUGACUUUCUGAAUGCUCUCCUGAGUGGAAGCAAUUCUGUUUCAACCUCACCACUCUGGUCCCCGUCUCCCAGUGACAGUGGGAUCAGUGAGGACCCUCCCUCAGACCAGAUGGAUAGUCCUCAACGACCCGAGAGCCCGCCUGAAGACACUCACUGCUUCAGUACAAAACCACAAAUCAACGCAGGACUGGAAGCCAAUGUCUCUAUUGAUCUGAAUGGCUGGGAGUUUAGUAACCCAAUGGGCAAAACAAGCGUUAUGCAAUACCCUUCUGCUGCAUAUAGAUCACAGAUGUCCUCUGGCCUGCCGCUGACUGUCAAAGAUCUGCUACUAAAUGGCACGCCAGAGCCAGCCCCCCAGCAACCCCAGAAGUCCAUUCAGGAGCUGAUUCUCAAUGAAGAUGAAAAGAAGCUUUUAGCAAAGGAAGGGGUUACCCUGCCCAGUCAGCUACCUCUCACAAAGUACGAAGAAAGGAUUCUGAAGAAAAUUCGCAGGAAGAUUCGCAACAAGCAGUCUGCCCAGGAGAGCAGGAAGAAGAAGAAGGAGUACAUUGACGGUCUGGAGAGCAGGAUGGCUGCUUGUAAUGCACACAACCAGGAGCUGCAGAGAAAAGUGUCUCAACUGGAGAAAUGCAACAUGUCACUAAUGGAACAGCUGCGUCGGCUGCAGGCUCUGGUCAUGAAUACAUCUAACAAGCCAGCCCAGACUGGGACAUGUGUACUGGUGCUUCUGCUGUCCUUCUCCUUAAUCAUAUUCCCGAGUCUCAAGCCUUUCUCUGACACCAAGGUCACCCAAGGAGACUUCAGUCCAGUCAGAAUCCAGUCACGAGCUCUCCAGCACCUCCAGGCUUCCCGUGUGCUACAUGUCACUGACUCGCCAUUCUCUACUGAAGCUGAAUCAGAGCCCCUACACCGACAUUCACCAGGAGAGCGGGAUCUGGAAGACAUUACGGCACUGAUGGAGAAGCUGGGAGUAAACUCGGAGCAGUCAAGUUUGGAGUCCAGGCCCCUAAACAUCAGUCAGGAAGAUCCGAUCGGUCCUUUCCACGUGGACCCCAUUACUGGUCACAUAGCUACUGUGACCUUGAAUACCCACCGCUCUGCUGGGCUGCGACCGCAUGCUGAUGACAUGUAAGAGAAGUGAAGAAAACAGCAGCACAUACAUUGUUCUCCUUCUAAAAUGGUAGCGCAGGGAAUCAUCAGGUACUUUUGUUUACGUACUGUAGACAGGGGAAUUAGAAGUGAAUAAUUC
This is a messenger RNA of Salarias fasciatus (jewelled blenny), 1419 nucleotides long. It is a transcript of the gene creb3l3a, whose product is annotated as cAMP responsive element binding protein 3-like 3a. Gene Ontology annotation, molecular function: DNA-binding transcription factor activity, RNA polymerase II-specific; RNA polymerase II cis-regulatory region sequence-specific DNA binding. The transcript has 10 exons. The record is from RefSeq and is a predicted model, not a curated record. Gene Ontology annotation, biological process: regulation of transcription by RNA polymerase II. NCBI's taxonomy places the organism in Eukaryota, Metazoa, Chordata, Actinopteri, Blenniiformes, Blenniidae. Bases 1 to 1302 code for a protein of 433 amino acids. Gene Ontology annotation, cellular component: nucleus.